AUGGACCUAGCGGGCGGGUGUAUGCCAUUAAUCAUCGUCCGCCAUGGCCAGUCCCAGGGGAACCACGACAACCGGUUCUGCGGCUGGAUCGACAUUCCGCUAACCGACACCGGACGCCAGCAAGCGGCCAAUGCCGCCGAUAUGAUGAAACAGGCGGAUUUGAUCCCCGACGUCCUCUUCACGCUGAAGCUCACCAGGCUGAUCGACAGCGGCGAUAUCAUUAUUCGCCGGCUCGACCGCCUCUGGGUCGACCACUACAAGUGCUGGAAGCUCAACGAACGCCACUACGGCCAGUGGCAAGGGCGCAAUAAGAAAGAAGUGUGCGAGGAAGUCGGCGUGGCUAACUACGACUAUGUGCGCCGUAACUACCACGGGUGUCCUCCGUUGGUGGCUGAAGGUGAAGAUCCGCUGAUUGACCAACGGUAUCAGGGGGUUACUGACCUUCCAAGAGGAGAACUGUUGGAAAUGGCAAUGGGGAGAAUGAUCCCGUAUUACCACGAUAACAUUGUCCCCUAUUUGAAACAGAAUAAGACGGUGCUUGUGGUGACCCACGGACUGAUGGUACGCAGUUUCAUAAAGUAUUUCGCUCAAGUGAGUGACGAUCACAUCUCCGAGAUUAACGUGGCUAAUGCCGUACCGCUCGUGGUGAAAUUUGCCGACGAUACCUUCUCCAAAGGAGACUACUACUACCUCGACCCCGAACUCGCCCGCGAAGGCGCCGCCCGCAUUCGUGAUGAAGGCAAAGCCUAA
Molecule: messenger RNA, 750 nt
Organism: Diutina rugosa
Lineage: Eukaryota; Fungi; Ascomycota; Pichiomycetes; Serinales; Debaryomycetaceae
Gene: GPM2
Product: Gpm2p
Exons: 1
Coding region: 1-750 (249 amino acids)
Biological process (GO): glycolytic process
Molecular function (GO): intramolecular phosphotransferase activity
Source: RefSeq, a predicted model, not a curated record